AUGGUAAUGAUGCGCUACGUGCUGUGUAUCCUCGCUCUCCUGCUCUCCUGUGCGUGUGUGCACGUCCUCGCUGAAGAAGUGCCUGCCGCCGAUCUUUCCGACCAAGUCCCUGAUACGGAGAGUGAGACAAAGAUUGUUCUUCCAGAUACUUCUGGUAAGAAUUGCACUAAUGGUGGUCCUCCGGAUUCUUCUGGUAAAUGUAAUUCUCUUCUUGAGAAACCUGGACUUGGUGCUGAUGGUUCUCCGUGCCGUCGUACUACUGAUUCUUCUGCUGAUUGUACUUCUCAUGGUGUGAAAGCUAAACUUGAACCUGUUGCUUCGGAGUGCAAUUCUGUUUCUUCUGGUAAUCCUGGUACUUGUACUCCUCUUACUGUACAACAACCACCAGCAACAUCUCCAGCACUACAACCAGUAUUACCACCACCACCACAAGUAAAGCAAGAAGAAGUGCAUCAAAAAGAAGAUAAGGAACAUUCAAAAGAGGCACCACAUAAUGAUGAACACUCUGGUGUGCAAACAGCUGAUAAUCGUGUGAGCACAGAGAGUGAAAGUGACCCAGCAGGAAGUGAAGGCCGAGAGAAUACGUCAUCUACAGCAGGUAAUGCAGACUCACAGAACCCACAACAAAACACAACAGAAGGACAGGCAACGACGUCAUCAACUGAAGACACACCUUCAUCUGGAGACGGUGAUUCCAACAACACCAACCCACAAACUCAAUCGGAAAGUGCAAAUGAAGGUGGUGACAGCAAUCCCAGUAAUCAGACUACUACAGCUGCAGAUGAGACUGGCACAGAAGGUUCACUGGAGAAUGUCAAUGCUGAAUCAUCAACUACGACCACCACCACAACAACAACACUUCCUCCUGAACUCACAAACAACAAGAAGGGUGAUGCAGACAGCAGCAGCAGUAUCAGCAGUUCUGUGUGGGUGCGUGUACCACUACUGAUUGUGGUUACACUGGCCUGUAUUCUUGUGUGCUGA
This is a messenger RNA of Trypanosoma theileri, 984 nucleotides long. RefSeq lists its product as uncharacterized. The coding region runs from base 1 to 984 and encodes 327 amino acids. The transcript has a single exon. The record is from RefSeq and is a predicted model, not a curated record. Lineage: Eukaryota; Euglenozoa; Kinetoplastea; Trypanosomatida; Trypanosomatidae.